CCGGGCGGAAGUGAAGGGAGCGUAUGGAGGCGGAGGAGCGGAAGUCCGGGGCAGGAAGCAAAGCAGCGGCUGGCGAACGACCGAAGAGGAUGAACAACAAAUUCGACGCUUUGAAGGAUGAUGACAGUGGAGAUCAUGACCAGAAUGAAGAGAACAGCACACAGAAAGAUGGUGAGAAGGAAAAAAACGAUAGAGACAAAUCCCAAAGUAGCAUCAAGAGGAAGGCUGUGGUACCAGGACCUGCGGAGCAUCCUCUGCAGUAUAAUUACACCUUCUGGUACUCCAGACGGACGCCUGGGAGGCCCACCAGCUCUCAGAGUUAUGAACAGAACAUCAAACAAAUUGGCACCUUUGCUUCCGUGGAGCAGUUUUGGAGGUUUUACAGCCACAUGAUCCGUCCUGGAGACCUGACAGGCCACAGCGACUUUCAUCUUUUCAAAGAAGGAAUUAAACCCAUGUGGGAAGACGAUGCCAACAAGAAUGGAGGCAAGUGGAUUAUCCGCCUUCGAAAGGGCUUAGCAUCUCGCUGCUGGGAGAACCUUAUUCUCGCAAUGCUGGGGGAACAAUUCAUGGUGGGGGAAGAGAUCUGUGGGGCAGUCGUAUCUGUUCGUUUUCAGGAGGAUAUCAUCUCCAUAUGGAACAAGACAGCCAGUGACCAAGCAACCACAGCCCGGAUAAGGGACACAUUACGGCGAGUGCUCAACCUUCCCCCUAACACCAUCAUGGAAUACAAAACGCACACAGACAGCAUCAAGGCCUGGGAAGAGUUUCACGGCCUGGUGAACAGCAGCGGUCGCUGAGUGAACGCUCUCCCUCCCUCUCUCACACACCCAGGGGAUAAUUCAAGCUUCCGAAAUACCAAGAUCGCACUAUGAGGAGGAGGAGGAGGAGGAAGCGAGGGGGUUACAGCACUCAGCUCCUCCUGCUCCAUCCGGCCCUGAGAAAGUGUGGCAUUGGGGGUCUUCAUAUGGCACCCUGCCAUUUGUCCUGGUUGGGAAAGAUGUGCAGGAUGAUCUAGUUCCUUGACCUCCCCAAGGAUUUCUUUCUUUUUACAUCUGCAUUAAAGACUGACCUUUUGGGGCCCAAACCUUUUUUGCUGGCAGAGCAGGUGUUGGUGUGGUGCUUUCCUUGGAGGAGCUGGAGCGCCUCCCUCUUUGCCUUCUGCUCAGGACUGGUUGGGUAAGGCAGGUGUCCUCUCCCAGAGGCCACUCUGCCUAGGGUUUUUCCAGUAUUACAAGCGUCUCCACUGCAGAGGCAGCAGGAUAAUUGGCAGGCGUCCUCCCCCUUUCCACUUCUGCCAAUAAAGGAUUAGACCUCU
Messenger RNA from Anolis sagrei ordinatus, 1318 nucleotides. It is a transcript of the gene EIF4E2, whose product is annotated as eukaryotic translation initiation factor 4E family member 2. Gene Ontology annotation, biological process: translational initiation. Gene Ontology annotation, cellular component: eukaryotic translation initiation factor 4F complex; cytoplasm. Gene Ontology annotation, molecular function: RNA 7-methylguanosine cap binding; translation initiation factor activity. NCBI's taxonomy places the organism in Eukaryota, Metazoa, Chordata, Lepidosauria, Squamata, Anolidae. The record is from RefSeq and is a predicted model, not a curated record.